Molecule: messenger RNA, 900 nt
Organism: Cetraspora pellucida
Lineage: Eukaryota; Fungi; Glomeromycota; Glomeromycetes; Diversisporales; Gigasporaceae
Source: the annotation of a GenBank genome assembly
AUGGGUUUGGUGAGUCCAUACAAACGUGUCAUAAUUUUCGCUUUAGAUGGUGUCGGAAGAUUUUUUAAUGAAGUACCAACUCCCACCAUCGAUGAAUUUUUUUCCUCAGGUGCUAGUUCAUUGACUGCAAAAGCAGUAAUUCCAACUGAUAGUGCUCAAAAUUGGGGUUCGGUAUUGCAUGGCGUUCUUCCCGAAAAGCACGGAUUAAAAAAUGGUGAUGUAGAAGCUGGUGUACCAUUUAAUGAAAAUAGCAAAUAUCCAAGUAUUUAUAAGCUACUUUCUAAUAAUUCAAAAGAUAUUAAAUUGGCAUCUUAUGCAGCAUGGGAACCAAUUAAUACCGGUAUAAUUGAAUUAUCCGUUAAAGCUGAUUUAUACGCUCCUCUCACUCAUGAGAAUUUUUUUUUGAGAUGGUGGCUUCGUUUUAAACAUAAUUGUCUUAAAGAUUCAGUAUAUGAUAAUAUUGUGGUCUCACGAUUAGUUGAAUACAUUCAUAAUCCAGAAAAUAAAGAUGUAAAUUUAUUAUUUAUUCAUUUAACUGAUGUAGAUGAACAUGGACAUGGUUAUGGUUUUGGUUCCCAACCAUAUUUAGAUCAAAUAAAAAUUAUGGACUCCCAAAUCGCAACGAUUCUUAAAGCUAUUGAUGAAGUUGGUUGGAACGACGACUCUCUUGUAAUAAUGACAACUGAUCAUGGUGGUAUCGGUAAAAAACAUGGUGGAAGUAGUGAUCAAGAAGUUAAUGUAUUUUUAGCUAUUCGUGGCGUUGGUAUUAAACCAAAUUCGAAAAUUGAAAGCGAUGUAACAAAUAUGGAUUGUGCAGCUCUAGCUCUUUAUGCAUUGGGAAAAGAUAUCCCUGAAUGGUUUGAUGCAAAAUUACCCACUGAAUUUCUUCGUAGUUCUUAA